This is a messenger RNA of Lytechinus variegatus (green sea urchin), 1892 nucleotides long. It is a transcript of the gene dnajc11, whose product is annotated as dnaJ homolog subfamily C member 11-like. The transcript has 15 exons. The record is from RefSeq and is a predicted model, not a curated record. Gene Ontology annotation, biological process: cristae formation. NCBI's taxonomy places the organism in Eukaryota, Metazoa, Echinodermata, Echinoidea, Temnopleuroida, Toxopneustidae. Bases 20 to 1693 code for a protein of 557 amino acids.
CGCAAAUGGAAGUUGAAACAUGGCAGCGCCCAUCGAAGCUAGAGAGCAGUCAUCGUCUGACGAUUAUUACGCUAUUCUAAACGUCAGGAGAGAGGCUGACCAGGAUGAACUGAAGGCUGCCUAUAGACGCAUGUGUAUGCUGUAUCACCCUGAUAAACAUAGUUUGGAUGCAGACAAGGAAACGGCAGAGGCCAUCUUUAACAACGUUCAAGAAGCGUAUACAGUUCUUAAUGACCCAACAAAGAGGGCCAUCUAUGAUGUAUAUGGCAAGAAGGGACUUGAAGCAGACUGGGACCUGGUCCCAAGAACCAGGAGUCCUCGGGAGAUCAGAGAAGAGUUUGAGAGGCUUGAAAAACUGCGGGAAGAAAGGCGGCUUCAACAAAGCACAAAUCCAAGGGGAGUUAUCCUGGUAGGAAUCGAUGCUACUGAUGUCUUUGAUCAUUAUGAAGGAUACGAUGAAGAGCAUAGCGGUGUACCUUCGAUAGAGAUCAAGAGUAUGUCUAUAUCACAGUCCCUGGACGCUCCUUUGAAUACCUCCGACACCGCAAGCUUCUCUGGUAACCUCGUCACUCAGAACGGCAAUGGUCAGGGCAGUAUCACUGGCUCUAUCAGGAGAGUGACAUCCCCACAGUCGUGGGGAGAGUUACAAGUAUCUGGUGGGUCAGGUCCAUCAUUUGCAUUGAAAUACUUCAGGCAUAUAACAAAGAGAAGCUUUGCAACUUGCUCAGGUUUAUUCCAAGUAACACGCACAGGAGCUGUGGCGCCUGGACUUGUGUUAGUUGGUGCUAGGCAGUUAGAUCGAAAUACCAUGGGCUACCUUACGUGGAAGGCCGGUCUACAAUCUUCCAUGAAUUCAAUGGUAGUAAGAGAUACCAAAGAAAGCAACAUCUCCUGCCAACUUCAGCUUGGAAUUCCUAAUACAUUUGCCAGUCUUUCCUAUACCAAGAAGUUUGUUGAAAGUGAAGGCAGAAUGACAGCUUCUAUCAAAGCUGGAGCAUUUGGUGUUCUGCUAGAGUACGGUGGCGAGAGGAAAGUUUCAAAGAAUAAUCGUCUUGGAGCUAAGAUGAGCGUAGGUUAUCCCACCGGUGUCUUUCUUAGACUACGAGCAAGCAGAGCGAAUCAGACAAUUGUAUUCCCGAUCCACCUCUCUCAAGAAAUAAGCCCCCAAGCAAUUUUCUACGGCACUGUAGCACCUUUAGCUGUCUACUGGAUCAUCAAGGUUCUUGUGGUUAAUCCAUAUCUACAGAAACAGAAAGAGAAUGAUGUUGAGGAGGAGAGAGCUAGGAAUAAAGAUGUAAUUGAAACAAAGAAAAGAGAAGCUGAAGCCUCUGUGAGACUGAUGGCAGAGAUGGUAAGGCGGAUCAUAGAGUUUGAAACAAGUCGUCAAGGUCUCAUCAUCGUCCAAGCUUGGUACGGGAAGCUGAUCACGACCAACAGCUCUGGUGAUGAUCAGCAGAUGAAUGGUUUAGUGAUUGAUGUCAAGAUACCUCUGCAGUGCCAGGUUAAGGAUUCAAAACUCAUCUUGACAGAUGUAUCCAAGUCGAGUCUUCCCGGUUUCUAUGACCCAUGUCCGGGCGAGGAUAAACAGCUGAAAGUCCGUUAUGAAUUCCGUCAAACCCUCCAUGAAUGUACCAUUGAUGAUCCAGAACAACUUAGGAUACCAAGGCAAUCACACAAGAUGGACCCAAGUUGAGGAAGGCUGAUUUCUCUACCCAGUAAAUACCAUGUAGAAAGAGGCAUUUUUACCUUUCAACAAGCCUUGCUCUGGGUUUUUAUACCAUCCCCUAUUUCAUUCAAUGUGUUCAACCUGUUUGCAAUGUGUCCCCAAACCAGAAUUUGAUUCCUUGAGAAAUGCUCAAUUUUUAAAGAAAAUACCAUUUUAGAGGAAGAAA